CAUAGCAGUAUCAGCAGCAAUGGCUAAACUUAAUCUAUGCUUUUACACUCUGUUUGUUUUGUACUUAGUAGCUUUUCUGGGUCAUAAUUUUAAGCUAUGUUUUUGCUUCAAUCCCAAACAUGUCAACUUGUCACCAAUUGCCACACAUUGGGCAACUGCUGGAGCUACUUGGUAUGGCAAUCCUGAUGGUGCUGGAAGUGAAGGAGGGUCGUGUGGGUAUGGAAAAGCAGUGUCACAGGCUCCGUUCUCUUCCUUGGUUACUGGAAUAGGACCAUCUCUCUAUAAUUCAGGCAAGGAGUGUGGAGCUUGUUAUCAGAUCAAAUGCACAAAACACCCAUCUUGUUCAGGCAAGCCAGUGAGGGUGGUCAUAACAGACGUUUGCCCCGGUUGUACUUCCGAAUCUGCACAUUUUGAUCUUAGUGGCACUUCCUUUGGUGCAAUGGCAGUUGCCGGCCAGCAAGAAAAACUUCGCGCUGCUGGAACCUUUGAAAUUCAAUAUGCAAGGGUAGCUUGUGAUUAUUCAGGAAAGACAAUAACCUUCCAGGUUGAUUCGGGAUCAAACCCAACCUACUUUGCCACCGUAAUCGAGUUUGAAGAUGGAGAUGGUGAUCUCGCUGGUGUUGAAUUGAAGGAAGAGGGUUCGAGCGGUGGAGUCGAGUCAUGGCGUGCCAUGCAACAAUCGUGGGGCGCAGUGUGGAAGCUCGAUAACUAUGGACAACAAUUACACCCUCCAUUCUCGAUCCGAUUGACAUCGCAGUACUCAGACCAGACAAUCGUGGCAAAAAAUGUUGUACCAGAUGGAUGGAAGCCUAAUGCCACAUAUAGGUCACUAGUUAAUUACGGCCUGUGAGAGAUUGGUUGUUCAAGCUUAUGUAUAUUUUUUGGUCAAUUGUGUGGUUCAAGUGAUUGGAUUAUGUCAAAUGCAAUAUUAUCAUUUUCUUUUAAGUGCAAAGCCAAGUAGAGUGUUAAAUAUGCAAGUGAGUCAUGAACAAC
This is a messenger RNA of Tripterygium wilfordii, 993 nucleotides long. RefSeq names its product putative expansin-B2. Gene Ontology annotation, biological process: sexual reproduction. Gene Ontology annotation, cellular component: extracellular region. The transcript has 4 exons. The record is from RefSeq and is a predicted model, not a curated record. NCBI's taxonomy places the organism in Eukaryota, Viridiplantae, Streptophyta, Magnoliopsida, Celastrales, Celastraceae. Bases 20 to 850 code for a protein of 276 amino acids.